Molecule: messenger RNA, 400 nt
Organism: Cylicocyclus nassatus
Lineage: Eukaryota; Metazoa; Nematoda; Chromadorea; Rhabditida; Strongylidae
Source: the annotation of a GenBank genome assembly
AUGCAUGAUGCAACUGUGAGCUGGCGCCGACGAACACGAAAUGGGCAAGGAAUCGUAAGGACGAUCGAUGGUAUCCAAGAAGGAUUGUCUUAUCGAUGUAUGGUAGAACAGCCGAUGGUGCCGUCUCAGUGGCGUCAUGCAAGACGACGAACAGAAGGCCGACACUGUUGUUCAUCGAAUUCUCAAUCGAUUCGCACCGCAAAGAUUUUUGAGGAGAUCGAAGCCUUAUUUAAUCGAGUAUUUCGUCGGUCAAAUCCUGUUAUAGUAUAAAACUACUGUUCUUGGUAAAAUUUUAAACCGACAUGAUCACGAUUUCUUUUAUAUCUGCGUAGUAAAAAAAUAUAUAAUUUAGCUGAGCAGUCGCGCUGCAUGUAACUCAUGUAAGAUUUCACGACAAAUA